Raphanus sativus (radish) is the source of this 2319-nucleotide messenger RNA. Its product is annotated as serine/threonine protein phosphatase 2A 59 kDa regulatory subunit B' gamma isoform-like. Gene Ontology annotation, cellular component: protein phosphatase type 2A complex. The coding region runs from base 403 to 2043 and encodes 546 amino acids. The transcript has 3 exons. The record is from RefSeq and is a predicted model, not a curated record. Gene Ontology annotation, molecular function: protein phosphatase regulator activity. Gene Ontology annotation, biological process: signal transduction. Lineage: Eukaryota; Viridiplantae; Streptophyta; Magnoliopsida; Brassicales; Brassicaceae.
GUAUUUUGUAAAAUUUUGAUUAGUUUCCUCUGUUAAUCGAAAUCCAAAGGAAGCCAGAGAAGAUUUACAGUGGAAAGGGAAGAGGAGGGAGGGAGAGAGAAAGCGAGAGUCGAGAGUCGAGAGAGACCUAUUUUUGUUUCACUACAACCUUUUAAGUUGUUGCUCAAAAUAAAUACAACCUUUUAAGUCUUCAAUUAGUGUUCUGUAUCUUCCUAGAUUAGCUGCUGUGCUUCGUUGCCCUGUCCCCUGCGUUCUCUCUCUCUCUCUCUUGCGCGAUUUCAGGUUGGAAGAGAAAAAAAAAAGAACUGCGAGUUUAUCAGAAGAUCAUAAUAGCUUGCUCGCAUUUCUUAGGGUUUGAAAUGGCCAGAUCUCUCUCUCCUCCUCUCCUUAAUUGGCUGUUUAAUGAUUAGGGUUUUUUUCUCAAUUAAGAAACAGGAACAUGAGUUUAACUGGUUUUACACGACACAAGUGAUUCUUGAGCAAAUCAAAAACAAGAGAGGUGUGUUCUGUCCCUUUCUGGUAGUAGAUAUGAUCAAGCAGAUAUUUGGGAAACUACCCAAAAAACCUUCCAAAUCAUCAUCAUCAUCAUCAUCAUCAUCAUCCCAUCCAAACGGACAAGGCGGCGGCCCCACAACCUCAAACGGAACCAUUCCCCCUUCUCCUUCCUCAAACAGACCCAAUGGUGCUGUCUACGAACCUCUCCCUAGCCUCAGAGACGUCCCCACCUCCGAGAAACCCACUCUCUUCAUCAAGAAACUCACCCUCUCCUGCGUCCUCUUCGACUUCACCGACCCUUCCAAGAACCUCCGAGAGAAAGACAUCAAAAGACAGACCCUCCUCGACCUCGUCGACUACAUCGCCACCGUCUCCACAAAGUUCACCGACGCCGCGAUGCAGGAGAUCGCCAAACUCGCCGUCACCAACCUCUUCAGAACCUUCCCUUCCGCUACCAACCACGAGAGCAAGCUCCUCGAAACAACGACGCUCGAUGGAGGAGACGACGAGGAGCUCGCCUUGGAGCCCGCCUGGCCUCACCUCCAGCUCGUCUACGAGCUCCUCCUCAGAUUCGUCGCCUCCUCCAUGACCGACGCCAAGCUCGCCAAGCGCUACGUGGACCAUUCUUUCGUAUUAAAGCUCUUGGAGCUCUUCGACUCCGUGGACCGGAGAGAGAGAGAGUAUUUGAAAACCAUCCUCCACCGGAUAUACGGCAAGUUCAUGGUGCAUCGGCCUUUCAUAAGGAAAGCCAUCAACAACAUCUUCUACAGGUUCGUUUUCGAGACAGAGAGGCACAACGGCGUCGCGGAGUUGCUUGAGAUCCUGGGAAGUAUAAUCAACGGUUUCGCGUUGCCGCUGAAAGAGGAGCACAAGCUUUUCUUGGUCAGGGCUUUGAUGCCGCUGCACAGGCCUAAGUGCGCCGCUGCGUAUCAUCAGCAGCUUUGUUAUUGCGUUGUUCAGUUCGUUGAGAAAGACUCCAAGCUCGCUGAUACGGUCGUUAGAGGGCUUUUGAAGUAUUGGCCUGUGACCAAUAGUUCUAAGGAGGUUAUGUUUCUUGGAGAGCUGGAAGAGGUCUUGGAAGUGGCUCAAGCUGGUGAGUUUCAUCGGUGUAUGGUUCCUUUGUUCCGUCGAAUCGCUAGAUGCCUCAACAGCUCUCAUUUUCAGGUGGCUGAAAGAGCUUUGUUUCUAUGGAACAACGAUCACAUAAGGAACCUGAUUACGCAAAACCAUAAAGUGAUAAUGCCAAUAGUGUUCCCGGCCAUGGAGAGAAACAUGGAGGGGCACUGGAACCAGGCGGUGAAGAAUCUGACUUUGAAUGUGAGGAAAGUACUGGCGGAGACGGACCAGGCUCUGUUUGAUGAGUGCUUAGCCAAGUUUCAAGAAGAUGAAGCGAGUAAAGGCGAGGUUGCAGCCAAACGAGAAGCAACGUGGAAGCUUUUGGAAGACUUGGCGGCUUCCAAAUCCGUAAGCGGCGAGGCAGUGAUGGUCACAAGGUUUUCAUCUUCGGUUACUAUUACCACCACCUCAGGGAAAUCUUCUGGUAGUUGAACACUCUUUCUUGCUUUUUGUUUUAUCAACAAUGCUUUCAAAAGAUCAAGUAGAGUUGUUAAAUUGUUUAUUGAUCCUGAUCUCUUUUAUGUUGUUAGCUCUUAGAGGUGAAAGAACAAUGUCUUGUAAGAAAUAUGGUUCCAUAGAUUAUAGUUCUUGAGAGGAAUGUUAUUUGUAAUGUAUUGUGGAAUGAAAGUGAUCUAUAAGUCUGUUUUGGUGAGAAAACAGAUGAAUCGUAUAAACAGUAGCGAUUUUAUCAAAUUCAUUCGAAAAUUA